Messenger RNA from Wasmannia auropunctata (little fire ant), 694 nucleotides. RefSeq lists its product as uncharacterized. NCBI's taxonomy places the organism in Eukaryota, Metazoa, Arthropoda, Insecta, Hymenoptera, Formicidae. The coding region runs from base 37 to 663 and encodes 208 amino acids. The transcript is spliced from 5 exons. The record is from RefSeq and is a predicted model, not a curated record.
GCUGCAACCUGCAGCUGCGUCUGUGUCAAAUACAAUAUGGAUGACCAAAAAUAUAUGGUGUGCGAGUUUCCAAAUGAAGAAAACAGUAUAGCUAUUGGAUAUUUGGAAUGGCUGGAAGAUGAAUUUACAAUUACUGAAUUAGAUGACAUAAUUAAAUGCGAGACAAUAGUGAAAGUUCGAUGGCCAAAAGACUGUGAUAUAAGCCCAGCAAUAACAGCUAUGAAAAAAAAAUUAGCCAAUUGUCAGUGGGAGGUAGUUGCAACAAAAUUACGAGCAUAUGGAGAAUGGGUCAAAAUGCGUGAAAUCAGAGACAAUUUGGAAAAGUAUGGUAUUACUGAACUUGAUAAACAUGAUAGGAAACAGUUCACAAAAAAGCAAACAGAAGAUUAUGAUAGUGCAGACGAAUCGGAAGUAAAAGGAACAAAAAAGGGUGCGGCAUCAAAACAAAAGAUUAAAUGUACUCUAAACGUGAAAAAGGGGACAGAACUUUUAAAACAGUAUAAACACAAGCAGAAAUCGUCACAGAGUAAAUAUGUGGACAGUGAUAACGAAUAUGAUAGAGAAAAUGAAAAAUCUCCAGUUCAUAAACAAUCAAAGUCGCAACUUAGUAGAUACAGUCACUGUAUUACAAGAAGAAAACAAGAGAUUACGAAGAGACAAUGAAAGACUGCGCAGAUUACGAUCUGUCAACGAA